AUGAGUACUUCAUUAACUGAAAACACUGCUAUACUAUCGAAAUAUCUUGAUUUACCUCAAAAUGGAAAAGUUCUUGCUGAAUACGUUUGGAUUGAUGCUGAAGGUAGAACUAGAUCCAAAUGUAAAACUUUGAACAAGAAACCAUCUAGCGUUGAUGAUUUACCAGAGUGGAACUAUGAUGGUUCAUCAACUGGUCAAGCUCCAGGUCAUGAUUCAGAUAUAUAUUUGCGUCCUGUUGCUUAUUACCCAGAUCCAUUUAGAAAAGGUGACAACAUUAUUGUUUUAAAUGAAUGUUACAACAAUGAUGGUACUCCAAACAAGUUUAACCAUAGACACGAAUGUGCCAAAUUAAUGAAGGCACAUGCUGAUGAAGAAGUUUGGUUUGGUUUGGAACAAGAGUAUACCUUGUUUGACCAAUUUGAUUAUCCUUAUGGAUGGCCAAAGGGUGGUUUCCCAGCUCCACAAGGUCCUUACUAUUGUGGUGUUGGUACUGGUAAGGUUGUUGCUAGAGAUGUUAUUGAAGCUCACUACAGAGCUUGUUUAUACGCUGGUAUUAACAUUUCUGGUAUCAAUGCUGAAGUUAUGCCAUCACAAUGGGAAUUCCAAGUUGGACCAUGUGAAGGCAUUGAAAUGGGUGAUCAAUUGUGGAUUGCUAGGUAUUUAUUGGAAAGAACUGCUGAAGAAUUCGCCGUUAAAGUUUCAUUCCACCCUAAGCCAUUGAAGGGUGAUUGGAAUGGUGCUGGUUGUCACACCAAUGUUUCCACCAAGGAUAUGAGAAAAGCUGGUGGUAUGAAGGUUAUUGAAGUUGCUUUAAGUAAAUUGGCCAAGAGACAUAAGGAACAUAUGUUGUUGUACGGUGCUGAUAAUGAGCAAAGAUUAACUGGUCGUCAUGAGACUGCUUCUAGUGAUUCUUUCUCAUCUGGUGUUGCCAACAGAGGUGCUUCAGUUAGAAUCCCAAGAUCGGUUGCCAAGGAAGGUUUCGGUUACUUUGAAGAUAGAAGACCAGCUUCCAACAUUGAUCCAUACUUGGUUACAGGUAUCAUGGUUGAAACCAUUUGCGGUUCAAUUCCAGAUGCUGAUAUGGCUAAAGAAUUUCUUAGAGAAAUUGAAUAA
Lodderomyces orthopsilosis Co 90-125 is the source of this 1113-nucleotide messenger RNA. It is a transcript of the gene GLN1, whose product is annotated as glutamate--ammonia ligase. The transcript has a single exon. NCBI's taxonomy places the organism in Eukaryota, Fungi, Ascomycota, Pichiomycetes, Serinales, Debaryomycetaceae. Gene Ontology annotation, molecular function: glutamine synthetase activity. Gene Ontology annotation, cellular component: cytoplasm. The record is from RefSeq and is a predicted model, not a curated record. The coding region runs from base 1 to 1113 and encodes 370 amino acids.